Molecule: messenger RNA, 1269 nt
Organism: Pocillopora verrucosa
Lineage: Eukaryota; Metazoa; Cnidaria; Anthozoa; Scleractinia; Pocilloporidae
Source: RefSeq, a predicted model, not a curated record
AUGGGUGUAUUGUCAUUCAUGUUGGUCUCUUUCCUUGGUACCCUGCCAAUUGCUGCUGCUGUGCCUCCAUCAUGGAAUUGCACAGUCAAUAUGGGAGUUAUUUUGGAUGCGUCCCCCAGUUUCACUGAGGAGCAAUUUAAAAAGACGAAGGAGUUUAUCAUGGAUCUGGCCAGGAGCAUUGAUUUGGAGUCAGGCGCUUCACGGUUUGGUCUUAUUACCAAUGACAACGAAUAUGCAAAGUUAGAAUUGGCCUUUGAUUUGAGUCGUGGAGGAAAGCAAGAACUUUCUUAUAUUGGUCAGAAGCUCGACGGUGUGGAACAAACAUCAAAAUUCAGUUUAUACAGGGUUCUCAGGAAAGCUGACAGCGUUUUAUUCACCUGGAAAGUGACCAAGGAUGGUAGAGACAAAGUGUUGAUUAUUUUGAGUAAUGGAGGAUAUAAGUCGAAGGUCUACGAAUACAAGCCUUACGUGAAAGCAUUAGAGAAAAAAGGUGUGAAGAUACUUGCUGUUGGAAUCGGAUUGCCGAACAAGCCAAUACAGAAAGAGGAUUUCCUUCCAAUUUUGUCAAACAACGAGAAGAGGCUUUUCGAAGUCAAUGAUUUAAAAGAGCUGCCCAGUCUCUUACCAACCAUAAUGCGUGAGAGUUGCAAAGAAUCCAAGACAUCUACCACAAGACUCUCCAGUUGUAAACUUGACCUCGGUUUGGUGGUGGAUACAACUCAAAGUAUCAAACAAAAGAACAUCAACGAAUUGAAGACAGUUUUGAAAAACCUCGUGCAACAAUUCGAUAUAUCAAACGAUGGAGCCCACAUAGCCCUAGAGACAUUCGGUGACAAAAGCGUAAUCCACAAUCUUUUUGACGAACCAAAAUUUUUUGAAAAAAACUCUCUUACAAAUCUGAUAGACGAAAAAAUCGACAAACUGACAAAACCUACGCGUCUCGAUUUGGCAUUGGAGAAGGCCGACUUAGAACUAUUCACCAGGGAAAAUGGAGACAGACAUGGCGUGCGAAGUGUUAUGGUUUUGUUCACAGACGGAAGGUCUCACCCAAAGGAGACGGAGAAAAAAAAGUACAAGGAACAUUUGAGAAGUAUUAAGAGUAAAGGUGUCCGUGUGGUUGUUUUAGCAAUCGGUCCAGACGCACAAAAGCCAAGUUAUCAAAAGGUGCUGAAAGAGCUCGGGGGAGAAAACGUGCUUUCAGCACAUGACUAUGGGUCACUUGUCGGAGCACUCAGCGAUGUCGUCAAUAUUAUCUGUCGUGAGUUGUAG